This is a messenger RNA of Striga hermonthica, 387 nucleotides long. The record is from the annotation of a GenBank genome assembly. Lineage: Eukaryota; Viridiplantae; Streptophyta; Magnoliopsida; Lamiales; Orobanchaceae.
AUGGCCAGAUACCAAAAAUCUGGUUACUAUGACUACCUCCAAUAUUUGUCACUUCCGGUCCGCUUUCUCUUCUUCAUAGCCAUUGUGUUUGUAUUGUUGUCUUUCACCGUUUACGUAAACUAUGAGUCGGUGCUGGAGGAAAUGAUGGACAACUUGAGGAUAUGUCUAAUGGUGUUUCCCGUGGUAUUGCUCUUGUUUGUGCACUGGCUAUCAAGCGAGGACCGAGCAAGGGUCCCAUUUUACUUGUCUCUCCCGGACAAGGACGCGCUUCACAGGGUAGGAGGGUCUCCAUUAGGGGUGGCUGUGUUGCUCGUGUUUAUGGUGUUCAUGAUUUCUCACCGAACUUCCCUGCAAGAGAGAUUGUUUCCCUUGUUUACUAGACGAUAA